Penicillium macrosclerotiorum is the source of this 441-nucleotide messenger RNA. RefSeq lists its product as uncharacterized. Bases 1 to 441 code for a protein of 146 amino acids. The transcript has 3 exons. The record is from RefSeq and is a predicted model, not a curated record. Gene Ontology annotation, molecular function: myo-inositol:proton symporter activity. Gene Ontology annotation, cellular component: membrane. NCBI's taxonomy places the organism in Eukaryota, Fungi, Ascomycota, Eurotiomycetes, Eurotiales, Aspergillaceae. Gene Ontology annotation, biological process: transmembrane transport.
AUGCACACCUAUGUUGGUUGGUACCAGUCUGAGUACCUCGCUCUCGAGACUUGCGCAGCGGGGAGUGCAAUCAGCACUGCUGCAAGUUUUUCAGCAAAUUUGGUGGUCGCUGUGUCCUUCCUCACCGAACUCGAACAGAUGACUCCCAGCGGGGCAUACGGCCAUUACCUUGGCUUCAUCAUCGUGGGCCUUACACUUGCUUACUUCUGCUAUCCCGAGACUGAAGGCUUAUCGGUUGACGAAGCCUUCACCCUCUUUGACGAAGACUUUGGUGUCAAAAAAUCCAAAGAGAUGCGACGGAAGAAGAUCCAAAUGCAGGAUAACUACAACAUUGAAGGUCUGGAAACCGUGAAUGGAGAGAUGGACAAAAGCGAAGCAUUUCAUCAGGAGACCGUUGACCCAGUGAAAUUGAAUGGGACAGAGUAUAAGGCUUCGGGCUGA